AGGUAAUUUUACAAAGAAAAGGGUUGGAAGAUAAAAACCACGGGUUAGAACAGAAGUUAGGUUUUAGAUCGAGCACAAGGGCUGCGGGGAGCGCCAAUUGAAGAUCGAUCUCUAGCUCGGCGCCAUGGGUAGCGGAUUUCGCGUGUUGCAUUUAGUGCGGCCUUUCCUCUCGGUCCUUCCCGAGGUUCAAACGGCCGAUAGGAAGGUCCCGUUCAGGGAAAAGGUUAUGUACACGGUGGUUUCCUUGUUCAUCUUCCUGGUUUGUAGCCAGCUCCCACUCUACGGGAUCCACUCGGCCAAUGGAUCGGAUCCCUUUUACUGGAUGCGCGUCAUCCUGGCUUCCAACCGCGGGACUGUGAUGGAAUUGGGAAUUACUCCCAUCGUUACUUCUGGUCUUGUGAUGCAGCUCUUGGCUGGCUCGAAGAUUAUCGAGGUUGACAACAACGUGAGAGAAGACCGAGCUCUUGUGAACGGAGCUCAAAAGCUUCUGGGUGUUUUGAUCACGAUUGGUGAAGCUGUCGCGUACGUUUUGUCUGGAAUGUACGGCGACGUUCGUGAUCUCGGAGCCGGCAACGCGAUUCUGAUCAUCAUUCAGCUCUUCUUCGCUGGUAUCAUUGUCAUUUGCCUGGAUGAACUCCUCCAGAAGGGAUACGGGCUUGGAUCGGGAAUCUCGUUGUUCAUAGCCACCAACAUCUGUGAGACCAUCAUCUGGAAGGCGUUUAGUCCGACUACCAUCAACAGUGGCCGUGGAGCUGAGUUUGAGGGAGCUAUCAUUGCUCUCUUCCACCUCUUGAUCACGAGAACUGACAAGGUCCGAGCACUCAAGGAGGCUUUUUACAGGCAAAACCUUCCAAACGUGACAAACCUCUGUGCCACCGUGAUCGUCUUCCUCAUUGUCAUCUACUUCCAAGGCUUCCGCGUUGUCCUUCCCGUGAGAUCCAAGAGCGCUCGUGGACAGCAGGGUUUCUAUCCCAUCAAGCUCUUCUACACUUCGAAUAUGCCUAUCAUUCUCCAGUCGGCGCUCGUCUCGAACUUGUACUUCAUCUCUCAGCUGCUGUAUAGGAGGUACAGCACAAACCUUCUCGUGAAUCUCUUGGGCCAAUGGAAGGAGUCGGAGUACUCGCACAGUGGUCAGCUUGUGCCUGUUGGAGGGCUCGUCUACUUCAUAACUCCGCCUUCGAGCUUGGCGGAUAUGGUGACACACCCCUUCCACGCUCUGUUUUACCUCACUUUCAUGCUCACGGCAUGCGCUCUCUUUUCCAAGACGUGGAUUGAGGUUUCUGGUUCGUCGGCUAGAGAUGUGGCCAAGCAGCUUCGGGAGCAACAAAUGGUGAUGCCCGGACACCGAGAAGCCAACCUCCAGAGGGAACUCAAUCGCUACAUUCCAACCGCGGCCGCCUUUGGUGGUAUUUGUAUCGGAGCUCUGACGGUGGUGGCCGAUUUCAUGGGAGCGAUUGGUUCUGGAACUGGAAUCCUCUUGGCCGUGACGAUCAUCUACCAGUACUUUGAGACAUUUGACAAGGAACGGGCAACCGAAAUCGGGCUGUUCGGGUUUUAAGCUCGCAACUUCACCGGAAGAAAAGUUUUGGAAAAAGUUCCCUGUAACUCGUGAAAGAACCAACUGAUGUGAAGUGCAAAUAUUUCCUCAAAAAAAGAUUGCAAGGCCUUGAAGUUUA
This is a messenger RNA of Selaginella moellendorffii, 1676 nucleotides long. Its product is annotated as protein transport protein Sec61 subunit alpha. NCBI's taxonomy places the organism in Eukaryota, Viridiplantae, Streptophyta, Lycopodiopsida, Selaginellales, Selaginellaceae. Gene Ontology annotation, cellular component: Sec61 translocon complex; membrane. Gene Ontology annotation, biological process: SRP-dependent cotranslational protein targeting to membrane, translocation; post-translational protein targeting to membrane, translocation. The transcript has 7 exons. The record is from RefSeq and is a predicted model, not a curated record. The coding region runs from base 125 to 1558 and encodes 477 amino acids. Gene Ontology annotation, molecular function: ribosome binding; transmembrane protein transporter activity; signal sequence receptor activity.